Molecule: messenger RNA, 2125 nt
Organism: Myotis daubentonii (Daubenton's bat)
Lineage: Eukaryota; Metazoa; Chordata; Mammalia; Chiroptera; Vespertilionidae
Gene: AURKA
Product: aurora kinase A
Biological process (GO): mitotic spindle organization; centrosome cycle; protein phosphorylation
Molecular function (GO): ATP binding; protein kinase activity
Source: RefSeq, a predicted model, not a curated record
GCAUGUUCUGGGGGAGACCUUGAACAAAAUGGAACUAAGCCCUUGUUCUCAUGGAGCUUUUUUUUUUUUUUGGCAAUACUGAGUAGGUAGCUGGAUAUCUGAGUCUGGAGAGACAGUCAGUAAACAAGUACAAGUAAAGGUUAAGUAAGGGCCAUGAAGGAAAGAUGGUCUGAAAGGGGACAUCUGGCCAGAGACUGAAUGAAACGAAGGAACAAGCCACACUUCUAUUUGGGGGACGAGCUUUAUAGGUGGAGGAAACAGGAAGUACCAAGGCCCUGUGGCAGGAGACUUGAGGAAAGGAAGGAACUCUGUGUGGCUGGUGUGCAAUGGACAAGAGGAGAUACGGUUAGAGAGGUGGUCAGGGUCCACAUUCUGGGACUUCGUAGGCCUACGUCUAAGCUAAGGGAAGAAAGGAGUGGAAAAUGAAUGAGUGAGCUUGUCAUGCUGCCUAGAACGCAGGCAUCAUGGACAAAUCUAAAGAAAACGGCAUUUCAGGGCUGGUUAAGACUACAAUUCCAUCUGGUGAUGGUCCAAAACGUGUUUUGGUGACUCAGCAAUUUCCUUCUCAGUAUCCGUUACCUGCAAAUAGUGGCCAGGCUCAACGGAUCUUGUGUCCUUCGAAUUCCUCCCAGCAAGUUCCUUCAAAAGCACAAAAGCUUGUUUCCAGCCAUAAACCGGUUCUGAAUCUGAAGCAGAAGCAGUUGCAGGCAACCAGUGGCCCUUGCCCUGUGUCGAGACCACUGAAUAAUACGCAAAAGAGUGAGCAGCCCCAGCCACCAGCCCCUGGAAAGAAUUCUGAAAAGGAAGUGGCUUCAAAACAGAAAAACGAAGAAUCAAAAAAAAGGCAAUGGACCUUGGAAGAUUUUGAAAUUGGUCGCCCUCUGGGUAAAGGAAAGUUUGGAAAUGUGUACCUGGCGAGGGAAAAACAGAGCAAGUUCAUCCUGGCUCUGAAAGUCUUAUUCAAAGCCCAGCUGGAGAAAGCAGGCGUGGAGCAUCAGAUAAGAAGAGAAGUAGAGAUACAGUCCCACCUUAGGCAUCCAAACAUUCUCAGGCUGUAUGGUUAUUUCCACGAUGCCACCAGAGUGUACCUAAUUUUGGAAUACGCACCUCUUGGAACUGUCUAUAGAGAACUUCAGAAACUGUCCAGGUUUGAUGAGCAGAGAACUGCUACUUAUAUCACAGAGUUGACAAAUGCCCUGUCAUACUGCCACUCAAAGAGAGUUAUUCACAGAGACAUCAAGCCAGAGAAUCUGCUCCUUGGAUCAACCGGAGAGCUUAAGAUUGCAGAUUUUGGGUGGUCUGUACAUGCCCCAUCCUCCAGGAGAACCACCCUCUGUGGCACCCUGGACUACCUGCCCCCGGAGAUGAUCGAAGGCCGAAUGCACGAUGAGAAGGUGGAUCUCUGGAGCCUCGGAGUUCUUUGCUAUGAAUUUUUGGUUGGGAAGCCUCCUUUUGAGGCAAGCACAUACCAAGAGACCUACAAAAGAAUAUCUCGGGUUGAAUUCACAUUCCCUGACUUUGUACGAGAGGGGGCCAGGGACCUGAUUUCAAGACUGUUGAUGCAUAACCCCAACCAAAGGCUGACCCUGAAAGAAGUACUGGAACACCCCUGGAUCACAGCAAACUCCUCAAAACCAUCAAGUAGCCAAAAAUCCAAAGAAUCAACCAGCAAGCAAUCUUAAGACUCUUGCAGGGGGAGAGCCUCUGAGCCAGGGCUGCUGUGUCAGUGGUCAGAACACACUCCUGACAUAAUCUACUACCGACUGCCUGCUCGCAAUCCGCAGCGCUAGGGAAAAGUAUAGAAGGUUCCACUUCAAUAAACGUGACACGGAUGCGCAAGUAGCCAUGAGAAUCGUGCUCACUUCACUGGUUUUAUCCUCCAGAGGUAAGGUGCAAGUGCCGCCGCCCUGCAGCCCGUGUGGACUAAGGGUCCUUGUGGAAGGUGAACUCCGAGUUGGCUGUGGGCAGAGUGGCCCCUUUGUCCUGACCCGAUCAGUUCAGGAGCUGUGCAAUAACCUCCCAGGUACCUGCGUGGUGUGUAACCUCCUGGGUGGCCACACCUGGUAAAGUUGUCAGAAUGAAUAUGUGAUUCUUUUAAAUGUUAAAAUAAAGAGAUGUGCAUAGA